CUCAGUAUUUUUUGUGUGUGUAGCAUUCACCUCCAACAUCAUCUGUCUGCUCUUCAUCCCAAUCCAGUGGCUGUUCUUUGCUGCCAGCACCUAUGUGUGGGUACAGUAUGUGUGGCACACAGAAAGAGGUGUGUGCUUACCAACAGUAUCACUGUGGAUACUUUUUGUUUAUAUUGAAGCAGCCAUUAGAUUUAAAGAUUUAAAAAACUUCCACGUGGACCUUUGUCGUCCAUUUGCAGCACACUGCAUUGGCUACCCUGUUGUGACUUUGGGCUUUGGCUUUAAAAGUUACGUCAGCUACAAGAUGCGGCUGAGGAAGCAGAAGGAGGUGCAGAAGGAGAAUGAGUUCUACAUGCAGCUCCUGCAGCAGGCUCUGCCCCCAGAGCAGCAGAUGCUGCAAAGGCAAGAGAGGGAGGCAGAGGAAGCAGCCAAAGGAUUAUCUGAUAUGGAUUCCUCAAUACUCCUGCAGCACAAUGGAGGCAUUCCAGCCAACAAAAAAAUCUCUGCAACGUUGCCAGAGCUGGAAUAUCGAGAAAAAGGGAAAGAAAAGGACAAGGAUGCAAAGAAACACAACCUUGGAAUAAACAACAACAUUUUGCAACCUGUAGACUCUAAAAUACAAGAAAUUGAAUAUAUGGAAAACCAUAUCAAUAGUAAAAGAUUAAAUAAUGAUCUUGUAGGAAGUACAGAAAACCUCUUGAAAGAGGACUCAUGCACUGCCUCGUCCAAAAAUUACAAAAAUGUCAGUGGGGUUGUGAACUCCUCACCCCGCAGCCACAGUGCAACCAACGGGAGCAUCCCCUCCUCAUCCUCCAAAAAUGAGAAAAAACAGAAAUGUGCCAGCAAGAGCCCGAGCACACAUAAGGACUUAAUGGAAAACUGUAUUCCUAAUAACCAGCUAAGCAAACCAGAUGCACUGGUAAGGUAAGUUGGGCCUGAGCCUUGUCUCAUCC
Molecule: messenger RNA, 953 nt
Organism: Zonotrichia albicollis (white-throated sparrow)
Lineage: Eukaryota; Metazoa; Chordata; Aves; Passeriformes; Passerellidae
Source: RefSeq, a predicted model, not a curated record